Trichosporon asahii var. asahii CBS 2479 is the source of this 825-nucleotide messenger RNA. RefSeq lists its product as uncharacterized. The transcript has 2 exons. The coding region runs from base 1 to 825 and encodes 274 amino acids. NCBI's taxonomy places the organism in Eukaryota, Fungi, Basidiomycota, Tremellomycetes, Trichosporonales, Trichosporonaceae. The record is from RefSeq and is a predicted model, not a curated record.
AUGACUCAACUGCUUAGCGACAGUUCGGCUCAGUCGGGCGUGAAGGUCGCAUCGAAAACAGAUUCGAGGGCCAAGUCGAAGGUAAGGUCGAAGGCCAAGAGGAACGCGAGGAAAAGGGGCAAAUCAGUCUCUGCGUCCAGCGAGCGUCUUAUCCCCAUGGAGCUUCUGGAGGAGAUUUGUGAGCACUUGGCCGACGACAAGGCUUUCGGGACUCUGGCGGCUGUCCUCCAGACUGGGUCGCUGGCCUAUGAUGUGGCGGCGUGCGUGCUGUACCGGGAGGUCACUAUCGACGACAAUUUCCCCGCCUUCCUGGCUGGUCUCGAACACGCCUCGGGGACCAAGCAGCAACUUCUGCGCAACGUACGGCAGGCGACGGUCGGCAUAGUGUCGGACAACGAUGUUUUGCGCGACUGCAUCGAGCGCAAGCACUUCGCUCCCGGGAUGGGCUUAGAUGCGCCACUGUUCUCGUCCUUGGACAGUCUGCACAUUUCAGCUUCCUCUUUCCUCAACAUGUCGGCCGGGGGCGAUCAUCCGAUACGCUUGGAAGACGUGAGGGCUUUGGGCUCAGCGGCGUCGCACUUCGAGCUCCGGCCCGGGCUCAACAGAGAAGAGCUGAGGAUGGUGAGGGAGCUUCAGGAGCGGCGGGGAAGGAGGGUCCACGUGCUCUUGAGUGCGCCGCGCGGCAUUGAUGCGCUCAUGAAGCUCCUGCGGCCGAAGAAUGUGACGCUGCACGGGUUCCACUUCUACUCGGACGAGAGCGAGGCCGAGCCCAACUGUCCUCUAGCCAUCGACCCGAUGGCUUGGCCGUCGCCCGAGGAGAAGUAG